AUGUAUAAAGUAUCUGAAUAUUCUAACAAUAAUCACGAGCGAGAGGAUGCUUCUACGAAAGAAGAACGCACUGCAAUUGAGAUUGAUACUGGUGAUGCAUUCCAAGAUAAUGAUUAUAAUAUGAGCGCAGACGAAGACAUCGCUGAGAAACCAGGGGAUAGUAUAAAUGAAGGGGAAAGAAUAGAUGAGAUAGAAGACAAAUUAUUAUCUAGUGGAGAUGAGGAUCUAGGUGCAGAAAUGCAUAAAAUAGGAACUGAAGUCGGUGGUGAUAGUUAUAGAAAUUCUGUUGUAGAAUUUUAUAGUGAAGAUGAAAUUGAAAAUUUGGAAGAAGACGAACAAACAUCUGAUAAAGAAACGGAGAAUAUAAUUGAGGAUGAGAAGAGUGAUUAUUUAUCAAACGACAGUGUAGUUGAAUUAGACGAGUUAAAUAAUUUCGAGGACCACGACGAUGUGCAAGAAAUACCGCCUCCUAAUAAUUCAUUGCAUAAAAGAGAGGAUAGUGGGUACAAUAAUCAAGAAACCCUUGAAGUGAGAGAACACGAAGAACUCGUAGAAGAUGACCAGGAUGAAUAUGACCAGGAUGAAAAUGGCCAGGAUGAAAAUGGCCAGGAUGAAAAUGCAGAUGACAAAAUUAAAGAAAUAGAGGUCAAUGCAGGUGGUGCUAAUCAAGAAAUCUUUGAAGAAUUGGAUAAUGAAGGCUUUGAUAAAUCUGAACAUGAUGAAAUAAAAGAAGGAAGAGAAGAGAAUGAUGUAAAACAUGAGAAAGAGAAUGAUGAUGAGAGGGGGGAUGAGCAGAGAAAAAAAGAAGAGGAAGAAUUAGAAGAGAAAGAAAUAGAAGUACAAGGAGAACAGCAAGAAGAUGACGAUGGAAAGCCAGUAAACGAACAAGUUGGUUAUAGAGAAGUUCGUAAGAAUGAAAAUAGUAUACAUGGGGAAACAGUAAUAGAAGGAAUAAUUGAAUAUGGCAAUGAUGAAAAAGAUGAGGUUCGUCCAGAUGAAGAAAACAUACCUGCUAGUUCUAAUAUAAAUGUUCAAUCAAAAAUGCCCAAUUCAAAAUUAGAGAGUACAUUUCCAAUUAUUAUCAACAUUGCUGAAACAGAGUUUCUCCUAGUUCCUUUUGAUAAUCACAGGAACCCAGAAAUAGAUGUAUCUCACUUGGUUUCCUUGUAUGAUGACAAUGAAAUUUUGAAAUUAACUAUAGAAGAGUUCUUUGGGUUAAUGAGAACGAAUGAGGAUCUAAACGAGAUUCACCAAUUUACAGUUAAUAAAGAGUUGGUUCUUGUGAUUCCUGAAUUGAAUUUGUCAAUUACUGAAGAUAACAUUUAUUCUCGUGAUAUUACUAUAGAGGAUUUUAUAGUAUCAUUUGAAAAUUUAAACUCCAAUUCUAUAAAUGAUGGCGAAGAAUUAAUUCAUAAGUCAUUAUCAUUCCUUCUUACUAGUCAAACUAGAUUCAUUACUAAUUUCAAUAACUUAACUGAAAGUAUCCGAAGAGGAAAAGGAUUUAAUUGCGUUAGCUUAGAAAACUCUGUUUAUGAGCCGAUAGCUAUAGCGCCCGAAGCACGUACUGAAGAUUCACAUAAACGACAAUCGUUAGAUUCUAGUGAUGAAACUGAUGCGCAACAAACAAAACGGGCGAAGGUGAGUAUAUAA
This is a messenger RNA of Debaryomyces hansenii CBS767, 1650 nucleotides long. RefSeq names its product RMR1 family protein. The transcript has a single exon. The record is from RefSeq and is a predicted model, not a curated record. Lineage: Eukaryota; Fungi; Ascomycota; Pichiomycetes; Serinales; Debaryomycetaceae. The coding region runs from base 1 to 1650 and encodes 549 amino acids.